UCCAUCGCCAAGAGACGCGAGUAUAUGAAGAGGCUCGCUCUCCAAGACUUCAGAUGGAUGGUCGAUCACCUCCCUCCGAGCAGCAGCCAGCAGCCUCUUCUCUUGGCGACUCACUUGGCAGUACACACAUACACAUACACACACACCUCUCUCUCACUUGGCAAGCCAAACUCGUGUGUGACAAACCCUACCAAGCAAGAAACGCUCCCUCUCUCCCGUCAGUCUGCCAAGUAUGAGAGUCGUCUCGUCCCUCCUCGCCGGCCUGGUGGCCGCCGCCGCCGGCGCCCUCGCCUUCUCGCCCGAGAUCCCAGCCGGCGUGCCGCGCAACGUCCAGGAGUUCCGCGACAAGCACCCCUUUGAGAAGCGCGCCCCGGACUGCCACCGCAAGACCUUUACCCUCCGCGCCUCCGAGGACGACCUCGACGACGUCUCGGACGAGUUCCUCGAGGGCCUCAAGAAGGCCAACGGCGGCGGCACCCUCUACCUCCCGGCCAACCAGACCUUCAUCAUCGGCAAGCCGCUCGACCUGACGUGGCUCAACGACGUCCACGUCCACUGGGAGGGCGAGAUCAAGUUCACCAACGACACCCCCUACUGGCAGGCCAACGCCUUCCGCCACCCCUUCCAGAACUCCAUCAUGUUCUGGAAGUGGGGUGGCAAGGACGUCAAGCUGUACGGCGAGGGCGUCCUCAACGGCAACGGCCAGCGCUGGUGGAACGAGUUUGCCGGUCUUGAGAUCCUGGACCCGACAAACGCCUACCUCCGCCCCAUCCUGUUCUAUGCGGAGAACGCAACCGGCUUGGCCAUCGAGGGCAUUCAUUUCAAGGACUCGCCCUGCUGGACGACCUUUAUCGUCACUUCCAAGGACAUCUCCUUCACCGAUGUCAUCGUCACGGCAGAGACCAACAACCACACGGCCGAGCCCAAGAACACCGACUUCUUCGACUCGCUCAACGUCGAGGACGUCCGCGUCAAGCGCGCGUGGGUCAACAUCGGCGACGACUGCUUCUCGCCCAAGUCCAACGCGACCAACAUCCACGUCGACACCAUGUACUGCAACGGCACCCACGGGCAGUCCAUCGGGUCCCUCGGCCAGUACGCCGGCGAGAAGAGCUUCGUGCAGGACGUCGUCAUCGAGAACGUCUGGAUGCUCAACGGCCAGCACGGCGCCCGCCUCAAGACCUGGGCCGGCCCCAACAUCGGCUACGGCUUCAUCGACAACGUCACCUUCCGCAACUUCUGGCAGGCCAACAACGAGUACACGGCCUUCAUCGACUCGUGCUACUUCAACAUCAACGCCUCCACCUGCGCCGCCUACCCCUCGCGCAUGAACAUCAGCAACAUCCUCUUUGAGAACUUCUCCGGCUACACGAGCGGCAAGUACGGCCGCGCCGUCGCCAAGCUGACGUGCUCGACCAACCCGAGCGCCGUCUGCGACAACAUCCAGUUCCGCAACUUCAACAUCACCACCCCCUGCGGCGGCGACCCCGUCAUCCUCUGCGACGGCGUCAAGGGCGGCAUCGGCAUGCCCUGCAUCCCCUCCAACAGCACCGAGGCCAAGGCCGCGCUGGCGGCCAAGUGCACGGCGCCGUUGGCCGUGGCCACGCCUUGGAAGGUCAGGCCUUUUGAUAAGUAGUAGUCUGUAGAUUGGGAUGGUAGGGAGAGAGUGUUUGCCUUUUUGUGUUAGUGUGACAGAGAGAGAGAGAGAGAGUGUGUGUGUGUGUGUGAGGGCGUAAGUCGCCAAGCAAGCGACGAAUUUGUUUGCUUACGGGUCAAGAAAACACAGACGUGGAAUGGGCGACUUUUUUCUUUUGAAGACUUCUAAAGAAAAAAAGACAAGAAAAACGAGUAGAUUCAUGUAAAUACUAAAUAGCCCAUGUGUAUAUAUGUAUAUAACAUCCAGACUAUCGGUGUCAAUCUGUUCAU
Messenger RNA from Colletotrichum destructivum, 1926 nucleotides. RefSeq names its product Putative glycoside hydrolase, family 28, pectin lyase/virulence factor. The record is from RefSeq and is a predicted model, not a curated record. Bases 233 to 1636 code for a protein of 467 amino acids. Gene Ontology annotation, molecular function: polygalacturonase activity. Gene Ontology annotation, biological process: carbohydrate metabolic process. The transcript has 3 exons. Lineage: Eukaryota; Fungi; Ascomycota; Sordariomycetes; Glomerellales; Glomerellaceae.